This is a messenger RNA of Staurois parvus, 317 nucleotides long. The record is from the annotation of a GenBank genome assembly. Lineage: Eukaryota; Metazoa; Chordata; Amphibia; Anura; Ranidae.
AUGUAUGUGAAAUGGUUUGAUACAGUAAUGGAAUACUAUGUGAUUUUAGUGAUUUUAGUGAAUGUCACUUUUUGUCAUUUUUGAAUUUCCCGCUGUUCCGUCCCCGCCGUACAUCCCGACGCUCACAGGGGACGGAACCCAGAUGACAGAUGCCGGCAUCCGCCGGAUUACAUUGUCGGGGACACUGCAGGAGGGACAUCGUGGGAGAGCAGGACAAGGUAAGUGAUACAGGGAUCGUGGAGCAGCGCCGCAUGGUAUUCCCGAGUGUAGCUCGGGGUUACCGCUUUUGCUACACUCGGGAAUACCGCCAGGGAGGU